Trifolium pratense (red clover) is the source of this 1627-nucleotide messenger RNA. RefSeq names its product G-patch domain-containing protein 1. Gene Ontology annotation, cellular component: nucleolus. Lineage: Eukaryota; Viridiplantae; Streptophyta; Magnoliopsida; Fabales; Fabaceae. Bases 243 to 1340 code for a protein of 365 amino acids. The record is from RefSeq and is a predicted model, not a curated record. The transcript is spliced from 12 exons. Gene Ontology annotation, molecular function: nucleic acid binding. Gene Ontology annotation, biological process: regulation of ribosome biogenesis.
UGGAAAGCCCUAACAUUGCAGGGGUGUUCAUGGUCAGCAAAAUACGUAACUAACAAAGAAAGUUUGUUCUCCGCCGUGCUGCUGUCCACGAUCUCCACCGCGCCGUGAUCGCCGUUUCUGUGGCGUUCAUCACUUUCGAGAUUAAACUAAGAACUAGGAAAUUGGUUGUAACAUUACAUUAGAGACUAAUCGUGUUCAUUCAUACGAAGAAAAACAGCAGCAGCAAUUCAGUCGGCGGAACCAUGGCGGCGCCUGAAACCCCUCUCAAUUACGUCGGUGUUGCCAGGCAAUCCGUAGCUUUCCGUCUCAUCAAACAAAUGGGAUGGGAAGAAGGGGAAGGACUUGGAAAAGAUAAGCAAGGUAUCAAAGGACAUGUUCGUGUCUCCAACAAACAAGACACUGCUGGUAUUGGAUUAGAGAAGCCAAACCAAUGGGCAUUUGAUACCACACAAUUUGAUAACAUACUCAAGAGAUUGAAAGUUCAAGCGCCGGCAUCCAAUGACACAGAGAGUAACACGGAUAAGGUGGAAACCGAUGCAACUGUUCCUGUUGUUCCUAAAGUUUCUGUAUCCAGACCUACUAGACCACAAGGAAGAUACCAGAAAAGAGAGAGGGGGAAGCUUGUUUCUAAAUAUUCCUUGAAGGACCUUGAAGGAAUUCUUGUUAAAAAGGGUGACAUCUCUGAGGGUACUGACAAAUCUGAAGAUGAACUGGAUUUUGUAAACACAUCUGUAGCUCAAGAUUUUGAAAUUGAAGGAAGUAAAUGUCCUGAUAUCCAUCCAGAUUGGUGGGGCAAUAAGUAUGGAUUUGUCUCUGGUGGAUUUCUCGGUGCUGCAUCAAAGAAGAAAAAGUCCUCUACAUCUGAAAUUGCUAAAAGUGGGAUGGCGAGAACUCCUUUUUUUGAACAAGAUCAAGAAGACCUUUACAAUUUAGUCCAAGAUAAAUCCACAACAGGAAAGCAAGGAUUGGGCAUCAAGGACAGGCCCAAGAAAGUGGCUGGAUGCUUUGCUCAGGGUAAAAAGACGUCAUUUGUUAAUAGUGAUGAUGAAGAUUCUGCUGACAUGGAUUCUGUGGAAAACGAAACAGAUGAUGAGGUGGAAAAGAUUGUUGCACCUAAAAUGAAGCUGAAGAAGCUGUGUAAGAAGAUUUUAAACCAGGUGCCUGGAAAGUCAUUGAAACUGAAACAGCUCAAAGAUCUUAUUGAACAACAUUCAUCUUCAAUUCUGUCCGAUUUUUCUUCAAAAAGAGAGGCUGUUGCUUACUUGAAGAAAAAGCUGACAGGUAGUAGGAAGUUUUGUAUUGAAGGGAAAACAGUGCGAUUGGCAUCUAAUAGAAGUUGAAAUUUUGAUACAUUUUUGGCGGCUUUUCUAUAUUCAUUUCAUUCCGGGGGAGAAAAAAAUGGUUGAGGGCUGUUUGGAAUUUGUGAUACCCCGUUCGAAGUGUAGAUUGCAUUGAUUGGAGUUAGUAUAGAUAUAUUUCAUUUCAUUGCUUAGAUUUCUCAAAAAAUGUUGUAAUAAUAUUAUUAUGGUUACAAAUUUACAAUAGCAUUUUUAUUGUAAGUUUAAAUUUUGCCAAGUGUGUAUCCACUGGAUUAGAUAUUGGAAUUAUCUCUUUGUGCUUUUAUACA